This is a messenger RNA of Alosa alosa (allis shad), 615 nucleotides long. RefSeq names its product transmembrane protein 14A (gene tmem14a). Gene Ontology annotation, biological process: regulation of heme biosynthetic process. The coding region runs from base 155 to 463 and encodes 102 amino acids. The transcript has 5 exons. Gene Ontology annotation, cellular component: mitochondrial membrane. Lineage: Eukaryota; Metazoa; Chordata; Actinopteri; Clupeiformes; Clupeidae. The record is from RefSeq and is a predicted model, not a curated record.
AAUGUUUACUUCCUGGACGUGCAAGACGUGACCAUAGGACGUGACAGAACUGACAGAAGCCAGUGCCAGAUGUUAGUUGUUCAAGUUUAGUCGAUUGUUUGCUUGUUGAAACUGUUUAAUUAAUCAGCCGUCGGAGCUGCAAUCUGUCAUCAAAAUGGCUAUCGACUGGCUUGGAUUUGGUUAUGCUGCCGCUAUCAUUAUGGGAGGCCUCAUGGGAUACAAGAGGAAAGGUAGUGUGAUGUCAUUGAUAGCUGGCCUGUUUUUUGGCUGUAUCUCAGCCUAUGGUGCCUUCAAAAUAUCAAUGGAGCCAAGUGAUGUUACAGUUUCAUUGAUUGCUUCAAGUGUUCUUGCAGUGGUGAUGGGAAUUCGAUUUAAGAAGUCUGGGAAGUUGAUGCCGGCUGGUUUCAUGGCUGGAAUGAGUCUCUUGAUGGCACUACGGCUUCUACUCAACACUCUGGUAUAAGCUGAUACAAUUGCAGUAUUCAAAAAUGUUUGCCAGCAAUACAAGCAACAGGAUAUGUUGCAUGUCAAUAUCAUGCCGCUACAUUCCACCACCAUCUCUGUAAUCACACUAACAUUUUGCAUUCCGAAUAAAGCAAUCAUUAUUUUUUAUUA